AUGAAACUACCAUCUGUGCAUCUUGGCGUAGAGGAAAUUGGUACAGUGAAUUAUGAAAUUGCGAAUUUGAUACACUGGAGGAAGCAUUUCGGGAAUGUUGUGCUUAUAAUGUUCUACAAUGGACCAGUCGAACGAACUGCUUUGGAAUGGAGAUUGCUAUAUGGUAGGAUAUUUAAGACAGUUAUCAUAUUCCCAAGGCAAAGAAAUGUAGAUCUUGCUGUGGAAGAAGGCCAGUUGGACCAUGCUUACAAUUAUCUGCCGAAAUUAUUUGAUAGAUAUAAUGGAUUCAGCUCAGUGAUUGAGGCUAUUGUGAAUGACCGCCGACUAGUUAUGUUACCCCAAAAGGGCGACCAAUUCGUGAAUUCUAAGCUAGUACAUGGAGACCAUAAGGCUGGAGUGAAGGCCUAUCAAGUUGCAAGGAAAAUUGUGGAGAUAUUUAGUGUAUUAGACGAGUCUGAAUCUAGACGUAAAGCAAAAAGAAGAGUUAAUAGAAAGAAGAAGAAGAAGAAAGCUUCUAAAUGGGCAGGCGAGACUGCUGAAAAUGGAACUAUCGAAGAUGAAGUUGGUUUGAUACACUGGAGGAAGCAUUUCGAGAAUGUUGUGCUUAUAAUGUUCUGCAGUGGACCGGUCGAACGAACUGCUUUGGAAUGGAGAUUGCUAUAUGGUAGGAUAUUUAAGACAGUUAUCAUACUCCCAGGGCAAAGAAAUAUAGAUCUUGCUGUGGAAGAAGGCCAGUUGGACCAUGCUUACAAUUAUCUGCCGAAAUUAUUUGAUAGAUAUAAUGGUGUAGAUGGAUUUUUAUUUCUUCAGGAUGAUACUAUUCUUAAUUACUGGAACUUGUUGCAAGGGGAUAAGACUAAGCUCUGA
Fraxinus pennsylvanica is the source of this 867-nucleotide messenger RNA. NCBI's taxonomy places the organism in Eukaryota, Viridiplantae, Streptophyta, Magnoliopsida, Lamiales, Oleaceae. The record is from the annotation of a GenBank genome assembly.